This is a messenger RNA of Xylaria bambusicola, 966 nucleotides long. Its product is annotated as phosphopantetheinyl transferase. The record is from RefSeq and is a predicted model, not a curated record. NCBI's taxonomy places the organism in Eukaryota, Fungi, Ascomycota, Sordariomycetes, Xylariales, Xylariaceae. The transcript is spliced from 2 exons. Gene Ontology annotation, cellular component: cytosol. Gene Ontology annotation, molecular function: holo-[acyl-carrier-protein] synthase activity; magnesium ion binding. The coding region runs from base 1 to 966 and encodes 321 amino acids.
AUGACGUCGAGUAAAGUAGAGGCGAUACAAUACCUAGUGGAUACUCGGGCACUAUGGCCGGCCGCUACUAAGACGAGCGACCUGGAGGUUGAGGCGUCUCGCCCUUUGGCGCUGCUUACACAGGAUGAGCGCGCCCGCGUGCUGAGAUACCAUUUCGUAGCCGAUGCGAAGAUGUCGCUAGCUUCUCAUCUCCUGAAGCACUGGGUCGUGAGCAAGUACUGCGGCGUGCCGUGGUGGGACACGAAACUCUCGGCGGACAAAAACGGGAAGCCAGUCUUCAAGGACGCCGCAGGCCGACAGCCCGUCGUCUUCAACGUCAGCCACCAGGCGGGGUUAGUUGCGCUCGUGGCGGCACAUGGCUAUGACACCGCCAAUGGCGGAGACAGCAGUAAAGUGGACAUCGGUGUCGACAUCGUGUGCGUCAAUGAGCGCGAGCAGCGCGACCUCAGGAUGAUCCGCACCGAGGGGUGGGCCCGCUUCGUCGACAUGCACGCCGACGUCUUCGGCCGCUCCGAGGCCGCUUACCUGAAGACGGGGCUCGCGACGCGCCCCGCGUACGCGGCCCUCCGGACAGAAGACGAGAAGAGGAGCUACAAGCUCCGCGCCUUCUACACCCUCUGGUGCCUCCGCGAGGCGUACGUCAAGAUGACGGGGGAGGCCCUGCUGGCCGAGUGGCUCGGCGAUCUCAUGUUCGAGGGCUUCGAGCCUCCCGAGCCCGGCACGGCGUUCGCGCAGAGCGAGGACGACGACCCGAGGCAGAUCAUCCGCGAACAUAAUGUCGUUUUCAAGGGCGGCAAGGUUGAUGAUGCGAAUAUCUGCAUUCGUUCCUUAGGCCCGCAUUACAUGACUUGCACGGCUGUGCGGACGCCGGAGCGGAAGCAGGAUGCGCUGGGCUGGCAUUUGGGGCCGUUUCAGUUUCUUACUAUGGACGAGAUUGUGGCUGAUGGCGAGGCUACUUCGGCUUGA